CUCAGCUCGGAUCUGGCCGCCAGAGCCAAGUGCAGCAAGCAAGUUCACCCUUGGAACAGCAUGCAGGCCCCUUCCACAGCCGCAACCGCUCGGUUCUGGGACUUUUGUGUCCUGCUGGAGAAGAUCUCCCGCGUGCCCCCCAAGGCCAAGCGGCUCAAGCUUGACCAGUACAUGGGCGAGUGGCGGGCAACCAAGGGAGGCUUCUAUCCGGCGCUGCGUCUCCUGCUGCCACAAGCGGAUCGAGAGCGAAAUGCCUACGGCAUGAAGCAUGCCACCUUGGCUCUGGUCUAUAUCGAGGCCCUGGGCAUCGCCAAGGCCUCGCCCGAAGCGCAAUCCUGGAUCAACUGGAAGAGUCCGCUGAAGGGCUCGCAGGCUGCCGCAGUCGGCGACUUUGCCCAAAUGGCGGAAGACAUUCUCGCUCCUCGCAGCUCGGUGCACGCUCCAAGCCGACAAUCGAUCGAGGAUGCCAACACAAGCCUGAAUCGUCUGUGCCAAGCCGCCGACAGGAAUGAGCAAAGGCAGAUCAUUGCUGAAAUGAUAGAGAGCUAUUCGCCAAGAGAGCACAAGUGGCUGAUCCGGAUCAUUCUCAAAGAGCUGAAAGUGGGCAUUUCCGAGACCAUCGUCCUUCGGACAUGGCACCCCGAUGCACCCGACCUCUUCAACGUGUGCAGUAAUCUCGAAAAGAUUGCGGCUGAACUCACCGACCCGACCGAGCGUCAGGCGUUCGAAGCGAAAAUCGAGCUAUUCCAGCCGUUCAAGCCGAUGUUGUCGCUGCCAUCGACCCUCGACUCGAUCAAGAAGAUGUUCAACGGGAGCGCUGCCAGCAAGCAUUCCUACACAAUCGAGACCAAACUUGACGGCGAGCGGAUGCUCUGUCACAUGAAGAGGGUUCAGAACGGCAUCGAGUUCAAGUGGUUCUCAAGAAAUGCCACGGACUACACCAAGCUCUAUGGUUCUACAUCCUUGGAGGGCUCCUUGGCAUGUCACAUCUAUGCUUCGUUUUCUUCCCGUGUUCGAGAUGCCAUAUUCGAUGGAGAGAUGAUGGCCUAUGACUCUGAGCUGGAGCGGUUUGAAAGCUUUGGGUCACUCAAGACAGCAGCGCUCGAUGCUUUGCGAAACGGAUUCCAGGCGCGCAAACAUCCCUGCUUCUUCGUCUUUGAUCUCGUCUAUCUCAAUGGCACCUCCAUCGUCGACCAGCCUCUCUCUCAGCGGCGUGGCUUUAUCCAGAAAAUCAUUCGUCCUCGCGAGAGCUGGAUAGAGGUCCUGCCCCACACCCCAGUGGCCUCAGCCGAGGAGGUCAUCGAACAGCUGGAUCUGCGGAUGAUGUGCCAGGAGGAGGGCCUGAUUAUCAAGCGAGAAGACUCUGUCUACACCCCGUCUCAGCGGACAGAAGGAUGCAUCAAGCUGAAGCCCGAGUAUAUGGACCAGCUGUCAGAUGAUCUGGACUUGCUGAUCGUGGCAGCCAAGUUUGGGAGCGGCAAGCGAUCCAAAAAGCUGUCGAGCUUCUUCUGCGCCAUCCGCGAGGAUGCAGCACCAGGAACACCCACGAGUCAGCGGCGGUUCUUGACGUUUUGCCGGUUCGGAUCCGGAUACGAGUACAGCAAGCAGGAGGAGAUUGCACAGGAGGCCCUGGGCCACUGGCGGCCGUACGAUCGAACCCGACCACCUGCGUGGCUCAUCCAUCCUUUCAAGAGCAAGGAGCAGCCCGACAUGGUGAUCGAUCCGCAGCAUUCCCGGAUCGUCCAAGUCAAGGCCUCCGAGAUUGUCAAGACGGAUGUGUACGCCACGGGCUGGACGCUGCGGUUUCCACGGUUCGUGAGCAUACGCCACGACAAGAGCGUUGGCGACUUGAUGUCUCUCGCAGACUUGCACCAGCUGAUGCAGGCCAAUCUGGGGCGACUGCAGACUCGGCGGCGAAUGCUGCAGUCGAGCGACGAUGACGCAUCCUUGGAGCGCUCGAAGCGGCUGCGACGGAGCAUGGCCACGCAUUACAAGGUCGCGGCGCAGUAUCUCGGCAUCGACACCAGCCAAGUCGCCGUCAAGGAGCCCAUAUUCGAGGGCAUGGAGUUUUGUGUGCUUCCGAGUCUGGAUCUCAAAGGCGGCAAGGCCGAGAUCGAGCUUGUGGUCGCUGAGCACGGCGGCACCGUAGUGCAGAAUCCCAUGUACGAAACCAACUACGUGAUUUCGGACCAUUUUGGGCUCAAGGCAAACAACAUUCGGCAGUCAAACCGAUUCAACAUUAUCAAGGCCAAGUGGAUCCUGGACUGCAUUGAAGCCAAGGAGCGGUUGCUUGUUGGUCACAAAUACUUGCUUCAUGCGACCCCGCAGAAGCUGAGGGAGCUCAAGCAGUCUAGCGACCAGUACGGAGACAGCUAUACGGAUGAUGUGGACAGCGAGACCCUUCAAGCGAUCUUUGGCGGCAUGCGGGCGCUCGAUAACAGCACUUUGAGUUCUGCGGAGCGCUCCCAUCUGGUCAGCCAUGUCGAGUCCUACUACUUUCCUCUGAGUGCCCCAGGGCAUCGCCUCUUUGCCACAGCCGUGGUGUACAUCCACAAAUUCACGACUCUGCGGAUCGCCCGAUCGCUUGUCGACGAUCGUGCUCUUGAAAGUCGGACGCCAUCGCACUUGACGCUCAUUCCCGAUGGCGCUGACACCGACGCGGAUGCGCUGGUGCACAACGAGGAUUCGAUUCUGCGCUUUGGCGAGAUCUUGGUGACGGCCAAUGGCGGCCUGACAGUCGGCGUCCUGACCAGGGACGUGACCCACAUUUUGUUUGAACGGGCCCUCGAUGAGCCCCGGGCGAGUUUUGAGACACGGCGGCAGUGGAACGAGCGACUGAGGAUGGUGCUGGAGGGCCUUGCCGUUUGCAACAACCGGCUGCAAGGUCGACCGCAUCUUGUCACGAUGGACUGGGUCGACGAGGCCCUCAAGCCAGUCGAUGGGGAUCUGAGAUUGGUGCUGCCGAUCGAGAAGCCGUUUGAGCCGCGGCUGUGUUCCUGAUCGAAGCGAGGCGGGUCUGUCGCAGUGGCUGCCCGGGUGAGACGGGCAUGGCCAGGGAAGCUUCAAUACAGCCCACACUCUUCGGAGUCUUGCAAGC
This is a messenger RNA of Polychytrium aggregatum, 3097 nucleotides long. Its product is annotated as ATP dependent DNA ligase domain-containing protein. The transcript has 14 exons. The record is from RefSeq and is a predicted model, not a curated record. The coding region runs from base 61 to 3000 and encodes 979 amino acids. NCBI's taxonomy places the organism in Eukaryota, Fungi, Chytridiomycota, Chytridiomycetes, Polychytriales. Gene Ontology annotation, biological process: nucleotide-excision repair, DNA gap filling; DNA recombination; DNA biosynthetic process. Gene Ontology annotation, cellular component: DNA ligase IV complex. Gene Ontology annotation, molecular function: ATP binding; DNA binding; DNA ligase (ATP) activity.